AUGCGGCAUACCGCCGCGCGCGCGGCGCGUUCACUCGCGUCCACGUCCGCGCGCGACGUCUUCAUCUUCACGAGCAUCCACGAAGCGACGCGACGAACGCCGUUUGGCUCGCUCAGGGUUCUUCACAGUCUCGCUCGAGUGCCCCCUGUUGACGCUUGCAUCGAUUACGAGCGCGCGCGCUGGGCGCUACAUCGCGAUGGUGUUCCGUUUGCGUCGCGCGCGCUGGUUUCGAGCGCGCGAGUGGUCUUUGUGCGCACGGAGGAAGACGCGGACGCGGCGAGCUCGGGACGCGGCGACCGGGACGCGGGUCAAGACAGAGACGAGAAAGCGUCGGAGAGUAAGCGUGAGUUGAUCAAGGGUGAGCAAAAUUUCAACGCGCCGAACGCGCUGUGCUCGAUGCGGAUCGUCGCGGGUCCGGUGCUCGGGGUAGCGAUAGCUUUGAACGCGGCGUCGCCCGAAGUGGUGCUCGGGGGCGUUGCGGCGGCGGCAGUUACAGAUUAUUUGGAUGGUUUUCUCGCGCGGAGGUGGAAGCAGCAGACGAUUUUAGGGAGUUAUCUCGAUCCCGUGGCGGAUAAAGUGUUCGUAGGUUCGGUCGGUUUAGCCCUCGCGCUGGAGGGUCGGUUACCAGUGUGGCUCGUGAGUUUGCUCAUAUUUCGAGACGUGGUGCACGUCAUCGGCGGCGCGUGGCGACGCGCCGGCGCCCUGGGAUGGCGAUGGAACACCUUGGGUGAAUUUCUAGGGUUCGAUGAUAAACCGGUAAAUCGUCCACCGCCCACGGGCGCGGCCGCGCUCGCCGGUUUCAAUUUCGAUGUAGACGAAGUCGAGGGUCUCGGCUCAAAGAGAGGUGCUCUCCGUCCACUCUUCAUCGGCAAGGUGAACACAGCGAUGCAAAUGGCCUUACUCGCCUUCGCGUGCGCCGAGCCCGUGUACGCUACGCACGCGAGCGAGCUCCCGCUCGCCGAGUUCUUCACCUCGGCAUCGAACGCGAGAACCGGUUUAGAGUACGCCACCGCCGCAAGCGCCGUCGUCGCCACCGCCGAGUACACUCGCAUAUUCCUUUCUCACCCAGGUUUUGACGUCGACGGGCGUUUGAAGACGAAAGCGCGCGAGAAGUGA
Ostreococcus tauri is the source of this 1116-nucleotide messenger RNA. RefSeq names its product CDP-alcohol phosphatidyltransferase. Gene Ontology annotation, molecular function: cardiolipin synthase activity. Gene Ontology annotation, cellular component: membrane; mitochondrion. The record is from RefSeq and is a predicted model, not a curated record. Gene Ontology annotation, biological process: cardiolipin biosynthetic process. The transcript has a single exon. The coding region runs from base 1 to 1116 and encodes 371 amino acids. Lineage: Eukaryota; Viridiplantae; Chlorophyta; Mamiellophyceae; Mamiellales; Bathycoccaceae.